Messenger RNA from Pochonia chlamydosporia 170, 4758 nucleotides. Its product is annotated as class V myosin. NCBI's taxonomy places the organism in Eukaryota, Fungi, Ascomycota, Sordariomycetes, Hypocreales, Clavicipitaceae. Gene Ontology annotation, cellular component: actin cytoskeleton; myosin complex; cytoplasm. The transcript is spliced from 7 exons. Bases 1 to 4758 code for a protein of 1585 amino acids. Gene Ontology annotation, biological process: actin filament organization; vesicle transport along actin filament. The record is from RefSeq and is a predicted model, not a curated record. Gene Ontology annotation, molecular function: actin filament binding; ATP binding; microfilament motor activity.
AUGGCAUCGACAUACGAUGUUGGCACGAGGGCGUGGCAGCCUGACGUUGCCGAGGGUUGGGUCGCUUCAGAGCUCGUCAGCAAAGAUGUUGACGGCUCAAAGGCCAAACUUGUUUUCAAGCUCGAUAAUGGAGAGACCAAAACUAUAGAGGUUUCCGUCGAUGCUUUACAAAGCGGCAAUGAUCCAACGUUACCGCCCUUGAUGAACCCUACGAUGCUCGAAGCUAGCGAUGAUCUUACAAAUUUAUCCCAUCUAAACGAGCCGGCUGUGCUCCAAGCUAUCAGGCUUCGAUAUCUGCAGAAGGAAAUCUACACAUACAGUGGAAUUGUUCUCAUUGCAACGAAUCCAUUUGCUCGUGUCGAUUCUCUAUAUGUCCCUGGGAUGGUACAAGUUUACGCUGGCAAGCAACGUGCGACGCAAGCUCCACAUCUCUUCGCGAUCGCCGAAGAAGCCUUCAUGGACAUGAUUCGAGACAACAAGAACCAGACCAUCGUUGUGUCCGGUGAAUCUGGUGCCGGGAAGACUGUGAGCGCCAAGUAUAUUAUGCGGUACUUCGCGACUAGAGAGUCACCCGAAAAUCCGGGAGCUCGCUCAAAACGUGGCCCUGAAGCUAUGAGCGAGACUGAAGAACAGAUCCUGGCUACUAACCCCAUCAUGGAAGCAUUUGGUAAUGCUAAAACGACGAGAAAUGACAAUUCCUCGCGAUUUGGAAAAUACAUCGAGAUUAUGUUUGACGAGAAAACGAAUAUUAUCGGGGCCAAGAUCAGAACCUACUUGUUGGAGCGGUCACGACUCGUUUUCCAACCCCUCAAGGAGCGCAACUAUCAUAUCUUCUAUCAGCUUGUCGCCGGUGCCUCCGACAGCCAACGUAAGGAGCUUGACAUAUUGCCUAUUGAGCAGUUCGAGUAUCUUAAUCAAGGCAAUUGCCCUACUAUUGAUGGUGUUGAUGACAAGGCUGAAUUCGAAGCAACAAAAAAGUCUCUACAGACGAUUGGCGUCUCAGAAAUGCAGCAGAAGGAUAUUUUCAAGCUUCUCGCCGGUUUGCUGCAUCUGGGUAAUGUCAAAAUCACAGCAUCCAGAACUGACAGCGUUUUGGCGCCAACGGAGCCGUCACUCGAGAAAGCCUGUGCCAUCCUCGGGGUGGAUGCGCCUGAAUUCGCCAAGUGGAUCGUUAAGAAGCAGCUCAUUACCAGAGGGGAGAAGAUCACGUCCAAUUUGAGUCAAGCCCAAGCCAUUGUUGUUCGUGACUCGGUUGCGAAAUUUAUCUACUCAAGUAUGUUCGACUGGCUGGUAGACAUCAUAAACCACAGCCUGGCGACAGAAGAAGUACUCAACCGGGUAAAAUCUUUCAUUGGAGUUCUGGAUAUAUAUGGAUUCGAGCAUUUUGCCAAGAAUUCUUUUGAGCAAUUUUGUAUCAAUUAUGCCAACGAGAAGCUGCAGCAAGAGUUCAACCAGCACGUGUUCAAGCUGGAACAGGAGGAAUAUCUCAGAGAACAGAUUGACUGGACUUUCAUCGAUUUCUCUGAUAAUCAGCCAUGUAUUGAUCUCAUUGAAGGAAAGCUGGGCAUCUUGUCCCUCUUGGAUGAGGAGUCCAGAUUGCCCAUGGGCUCUGAUGAACAGUUCGUGACCAAGCUUCACCACAAUUUUGCGGCCGACAAGCAGCAUUCGUUUUUCAAAAAACCGAGAUUUGGCAAAUCUGCGUUCACCGUUUGCCACUACGCUAUCGAUGUCACUUACGAGUCGGAAGGCUUCAUUGAGAAGAAUCGAGAUACUGUCCCAGACGAACACAUGACCGUCCUUCGGGCUACCACAAAUCCAUUCCUGAAGCAAGUGCUCGAUGCUGCCUCUGCUGUGAGGGAAAAGGAUGUCGCAUCUGCUUCCUCAAACGCCGUAAAGCCCGCUGCCGGUAGGAAGAUAGGCGUGGCUGUCAACAGGAAGCCGACGCUUGGUGGUAUUUUCCGAUCCUCUCUCAUUGAAUUGAUGAAUACAAUCAACAAUACUGAUGUCCAUUAUAUUCGGUGUAUCAAACCUAACGAGGCCAAGGCAGCGUGGCAGUUCGAAGGGCCCAUGGUUUUGAGCCAGCUGCGCGCAUGCGGCGUUUUGGAGACGGUUCGCAUCAGCUGCGCCGGAUAUCCUACUCGAUGGACGUAUGAAGAGUUUGCCCUAAGGUAUUACAUGCUCGUGCAUUCUGGCCAGUGGACCUCGCAGAUCCGUGAAAUGGCCAAUGCUAUCUUGACCAAAGCAUUGGGUACUAGCACAGGUAAGGGCCUUGAUAAGUAUCAGUUGGGCUUGACCAAGAUCUUCUUUCGUGCUGGUAUGCUCGCAUUUCUUGAAAACCUCCGAACAAAUCGACUUAAUGAGUGCGCUAUUCUUAUCCAGAAGAACCUGAGGGCAAAGUACUAUCGUCGCAGAUACCUGGAUGCUCGCGAGUCUGUCAUUCGUUCCCAGUCUGCCGCGAGAGCAUACAUCGCUAGAAGGCAGGCACAGGAACUGCGCACCAUCAAAGCGGCAACUAACAUUCAACGUGUUUGGCGUGGACAGAAGGAACACAAGAAGUUCUUGGCCAUCCGUAAGGAUAUGAUUCUCUUUGAAUCGGCAGCUAAAGGCUAUCUUCGACGAAAGCAGAUUAUGGAGACCAGGGUCGGCAAUGCCGCUCUUGUCAUUCAGCGGGCCUGGAGAUCUCGCCGACAACUGCAGUCGUGGCGCCAGUAUCGUAAGAAGGUCAUUCUGAUCCAGAGCCUGUGGCGCGGUAAGCGAGCGAGAAGAGGCUAUAAGAAGAUUCGCGAAGAGGCUCGCGAUCUUAAGCAAAUCUCUUACAAGCUGGAAAACAAAGUCGUAGAACUUACCCAGUCUCUGGGCUCUAUGAAGGAAAAGAACAAGAACCUUGCCGCACAAGUCGAGAAUUAUGAGAGUCAGAUCAAGUCAUGGAAGAACCGACAUAACGCACUCGAAGCGAGGACGAAGGAGUUGCAGACUGAGGCUAACCAGGCCGGCAUUGCAGUUGCCCGUUUGCAGGCGAUGGAGGAUGAGAUGAAGAAGCUUCAGCAGGCGUUCGACGAGUCAACAGUAAAUAUAAAACGAAUGCAGGAGGAAGAGCGCGAGCUCAGGGAAUCACUGCGUUUGUCAAGUACAGAGCUAGAAUCCGCCAAGCAAACUAGCAACGACAGGGAAAAGGACAACGUCAGCCUCAGACAGGAGCUUGAAGCUCUACGAGAUGCCCUGGAAGUGGCCAAGAGAACUGCUCCUGCCAAUGGGGAAAUCACGAACGGCGCCGCUGCCGCAGCAUCGACCGGUUCCGGGCUCAUCAACCUUGUUGCCUCGAAGAAGCCUAAGCGUAGAAGUGCUGGGGCUGAACCAAGAGAUUUGGAUCGCUUCAGUGGCGCUUAUAACCCUCGUCCAGUCUCCAUGGCUGUUACGAAUACGGCUCAUCGGCAGAACUUGUCUGGCACAACCUACAUUCCUGGUGUCGAUAACAUUGAAAUGGAGUUGGAAUCACUUCUCGCCGAUGAGGAUGGCCUAAAUGAAGAGGUGACCAUGGGCUUGAUUCGAAACCUCAAAAUACCCUCGCCGAACACAACACCGCCGCCGUCAGAUAAAGAAGUGUUGUUCCCCUCUUACCUCAUUAACCUGGUCACAUCAGAAAUGUGGAACAAUGGCUUUGUCAAGGAGUCGGAACGUUUUCUGGCAAACGUGAUGCAAUCCAUCCAGCAAGAGGUCAUGCAACAUGACGGGGAUGAGGCAAUUCACCCUGGCGCAUUUUGGCUCUCCAAUGUUCAUGAAAUGCUGUCAUUCGUUUUUCUUGCCGAGGAUUGGUACGAAACGCAGAAGACAGACAACUAUGAAUACGACCGCCUGCUCGAGAUCGUCAAGCAUGACCUGGAAAGUUUGGAAUUCAAUAUCUACCAUACUUGGAUGAAGGUGCUCAAGAAGAAGCUACACAAGAUGAUCAUUCCUGCCAUAAUUGAAUCACAGUCUCUUCCCGGCUUCAUUACCAAUGAGAGCAACAGAUUUUUGGGAAAGCUACUGCAAUCUAACUCUACCCCAGCAUACAGCAUGGACAAUCUAUUGAGCUUACUAAAUAGCGUCUUUCGUGCUAUGAAAGCCUUUUACUUGGAGGACUCCAUAGUCACGCAGACAGUUACCGAACUUCUUCGUCUCGUUGGCGUUACCGCAUUCAAUGACUUACUCAUGCGUCGCAACUUCCUCUCAUGGAAGCGGGGUUUGCAGAUCAACUACAACAUUACGCGGAUUGAAGAGUGGUGUAAGAGCCACGACAUGCCUGAAGGCACACUCCAACUUGAGCAUUUAAUGCAAGCAACGAAGCUUCUCCAGCUCAAGAAAGCUACACUAAACGACAUUGAAAUCAUCCAGGAUAUAUGUUGGAUGCUAUCCCCGAACCAGAUCCAAAAGCUGCUAAACCAGUAUCUGGUGGCAGACUACGAGCAACCCAUUAAUGGAGAAAUCAUGAAAGCUGUUGCGUCUCGAGUGACAGAGAAGAGCGAUGUAUUGCUACUUCAGGCAGUUGAUAUGGAUGACAGCGGACCCUAUGACGUUGCGGAACCUCGGGCGAUCACUGCACUUGAAACAUAUACCCCAUCCUGGUUGCAAACUCCUCGCUUGAAACGAUUGGCCGAAAUUGUCUCCGCCCAGGCCAUAGCGCAGCAAGAGAAGCUAGAGUACGGCAAUGGAGACGAAUUCGAAGGUCAAGAUGGCGAUAUUCCCGAGGCAGAUGAAACCGUUGUUGAACCUGCUCAUUAA